AUGGCAAUUACCCAUUAUCACUUACUUCAGUUAGUGCUUCCGUUGCUGACGCUACUUAAUGUAGUUAUUGGAGCAGAUGAAGCAUGUUUACCAACAGCCGAAAGACAAGAUGGGAUGAAUGUUAAGUUUUACCCGUAUAAACUGUACGAUUCCUCAACGUACGCUAGUACCGCAUACAUGGGGUACGGUUACGCCAACGGAAAGUCACUAGGUGCUGUUACCGGGCAGACAGAGUUGUCUAUUGAUUUUUCUCCCUGUACGGGAGUAACAAACUGCCAGGAUUGGCUUCCAGUGUGGAGUACAGACUUGUUUGGAUUUUAUACCACGCCAACUAACGUAACUUUGGAAAUGACAGGAUAUUUUUCCCCCCCCGAGACUGGAACGUACACAUUUGUCUUCAAAGGAGUGGAUGAUUCGGCUAUCUUGUCUUUUGGUGGCGGUGCUGCUUUCGGAUGUUGUGGCCAGAGCCAGCCUCCUCCUGAAUCGACUGAUUUUCUAAUCAACGGUAUAAAGAGUUGGAACUCGGGCGCGGACGCAGGUGCUGAAGGGAAUGUCACGUUGUAUGCUGGUUUCUAUUACCCAAUGAAAAUAGUGUAUUCAAAUGCAGUUUCGUACGCUAAACUUCCAAUAGGUGUAUAUCUUCCUGAUGGAAAAUAUGUGGAAGACGAUUUUACUGGAUAUGUUUAUUCUUUCCCGGAUGAUUUGGCGCAGGAGGAUUGUAGUGUUCCAGAUCCUAAAAAUUAUAUCAAACCGAUUACCACCACCACUACCGAACCAUGGACUGGCACAUUCACUUCCACCUCUACUGAAACUACCACUAUUACCGGGACUGACGGUAUUCCUACUGAUGAGAUCAUUAUCGAAAUCAAGACUCCAACAACUGCUAGUACCAUCACCACCACUACCGAACCAUGGACUGGAACAUUCACCAGCACUUCUACUGAAAUGACCACUGUCACCGGUACCGAUGGCGUGCCAACUGACGAAACCGUCAUUGUUAUUAGAACUCCAACAACUGCUAGUACCAUCACCACCACUACCGAACCAUGGACUGGAACUUUCACCAGUACAUCUACUGAAAUGACCACUGUCACCGGUACCGAUGGCGUGCCAACUGACGAAACCGUCAUUGUUAUUAGAACUCCAACAACUGCUAGUACCAUCACCACCACUACCGAACCAUGGACUGGAACUUUCACCAGUACAUCUACUGAAAUGACCACUGUCACCGGUACCGAUGGCGUGCCAACUGACGAAACCGUCAUUGUUAUUAGAACUCCAACAACUGCUAGUACCAUCACCACCACUACCGAACCAUGGACUGGAACUUUCACCAGCACUUCUACUGAAAUGGCCACUGUCACCGGUACCGAUGGUGUGCCAACUGACGAAACCGUCAUUGUCAUUAGGACUCCAACAACUGCUAGUACCAUCACCACCACUACCGAACCAUGGACUGGAACUUUCACCAGUACAUCUACUGAAAUGACCACUGUCACCGGUACCGAUGGUGUGCCAACUGACGAAACCGUCAUUGUCAUUAGGACUCCAACAACUGCUAGUACCAUCACCACCACUACCGAACCAUGGACUGGAACUUUCACCAGUACAUCUACUGAAAUGACCACUGUCACCGGUACCGAUGGUGUGCCAACUGACGAAACCGUCAUUGUCAUUAGGACUCCAACAACUGCUAGUACCAUCACCACCACUACCGAACCAUGGACUGGAACUUUCACCAGUACAUCUACUGAAAUGACCACUGUCACCGGUACCGAUGGUGUGCCAACUGACGAAACCGUCAUUGUCAUUAGGACUCCAACAACUGCUAGUACCAUCACCACCACUACCGAACCAUGGACUGGAACUUUCACCAGCACUUCUACUGAAAUGACCAGUGUCACCGGUACCGAUGGUGUGCCAACUGACGAAACCGUCAUUGUCAUUAGGACUCCAACAACUGCUAGUACCAUCACCACCACUACCGAACCAUGGACUGGAACUUUCACCAGCACUUCUACCGAAAUGACCACUGUCACCGGUACCGAUGGUGUGCCAACUGACGAAACCGUCAUUGUUAUUAGAACUCCAACCGGCGAAGGUUUAAUCACCACCACUACCGAACCAUGGACUGGAACUUUCACCAGCACUUCUACCGAAAUGACCACUGUCACCGGUACCGAUGGUGUGCCAACUGACGAAACCGUCAUUGUUAUUAGAACUCCAACCGGCAAAGGUCUAAUCACCACCACUACCGAACCAUGGACUGGCACCUUCACCAGUACAUCUACUGAAAUGACCACUGUCACCGGUACCGAUGGUGUGCCAACUGACGAAACCGUCAUUGUUAUUAGAACUCCAACCGGCAAAGGUCUAAUCACCACCACUACCGAACCAUGGACUGGAACUUUCACCAGCACUUCUACUGAAAUGACCACUGUCACCGGUACCGAUGGUGUGCCAACUGACGAGACUAUCAUUGUUAUUAGGACUCCAACAACUGCUAGUACCAUCACCACCACUACCGAACCAUGGACUGGAACUUUCACCAGCACUUCUACUGAAAUGACCACUGUCACCGGUACCGAUGGUGUGCCAACUGACGAAACCGUCAUUGUUAUUAGAACUCCAACCGGCGAAGGUUUAAUCACCACCACUACCGAACCAUGGACUGGAACUUUCACCAGCACUUCUACCGAAAUGACCACUGUCACCGGUACCGAUGGUGUGCCAACUGACGAAACCGUCAUUGUUAUUAGAACUCCAACCGGCAAAGGUCUAAUCACCACCACUACCGAACCAUGGACUGGCACCUUCACCAGUACAUCUACUGAAAUGACCACUGUCACCGGUACCGAUGGUGUGCCAACUGACGAAACCGUCAUUGUUAUUAGAACUCCAACCGGCAAAGGUCUAAUCACCACCACUACCGAACCAUGGACUGGAACUUUCACCAGCACUUCUACUGAAAUGACCACUGUCACCGGUACCGAUGGUGUGCCAACUGACGAGACUAUCAUUGUUAUUAGGACUCCAACAACUGCUAGUACCAUCACCACCACUACCGAACCAUGGACUGGAACUUUCACCAGCACUUCUACUGAAAUGACCACUGUCACCGGUACCGAUGGUGUGCCAACUGACGAAACCGUCAUUGUUAUUAGAACUCCAACCGGCGAAGGUUUAAUCACCACCACUACCGAACCAUGGACUGGAACUUUCACCAGCACUUCUACUGAAAUGACCACUGUCACCGGUACCGAUGGUGUGCCAACUGACGAAACCGUCAUUGUUAUUAGAACUCCAACCGGCGAAGGUCUAAUCACCACCACUACCGAACCAUGGACUGGAACUUUCACCAGCACUUCUACUGAAAUGACCACUGUCACCGGUACCGAUGGUGUGCCAACUGACGAGACUAUCAUUGUUAUUAGAACUCCAACCGGCAAAGGUCUAAUCACCACUACUACCGAACCAUGGACUGGAACUUUCACCAGCACUUCUACUGAAAUGACCACUGUCACCGGUACCGAUGGUGUGCCAACUGACGAGACUAUCAUUGUUAUUAGAACUCCAACCGGCAAAGGUCUAAUCACCACUACUACCGAACCAUGGACUGGAACUUUCACCAGCACUUCUACUGAAAUGACCACUGUCACCGGUACCGAUGGUGUGCCAACUGACGAGACUAUCAUUGUUAUUAGAACUCCAACCGGCAAAGGUCUAAUCACCACCACUACCGAACCAUGGACUGGCACCUUCACCAGUACAUCUACUGAAAUGACCAGUGUCACCGGUACCGAUGGUGUGCCAACUGACGAAACCGUCAUUGUCAUUAGGACUCCAACAACUGCUAGUACCAUCACCACCACUACCGAACCAUGGACUGGAACUUUCACCAGCACUUCUACCGAAAUGACCACUGUCACCGGUACCGAUGGUGUGCCAACUGACGAAACCGUCAUUGUUAUUAGAACUCCAACCGGCGAAGGUUUAAUCACCACCACUACCGAACCAUGGACUGGAACUUUCACCAGCACUUCUACCGAAAUGACCACUGUCACCGGUACCGAUGGUGUGCCAACUGACGAAACCGUCAUUGUUAUUAGAACUCCAACCGGCAAAGGUCUAAUCACCACCACUACCGAACCAUGGACUGGCACUUUCACCAGUACAUCUACUGAAAUGACCACUGUCACCGGUACCGAUGGUUUGCCAACCGAUGAAACUGUCAUCAAGAUCAAGACACCAAACGGUGCCAGCUUAUCCAGUGUUUCAUCUUCUACAGCUGAUAUCACCAGUUCCUCUGUGUCUUCCCAUCCAAUCAUUACUCCCUUGUACCCUAGUAAUGGAACAUCGGCUGCUAGCUCUUCCGCAACUAGCUCUAGGGAACAACAAACCACACAGUCUUCAAUCUCCACUCUUACUGGUUCCCUUUCUAAGUUGUCUCAGUCAUCCAAAUCAUCUGGUUCUGCCACUUACUCAUCUGAAAGUCAAAGUAAUGCGAUCAUUUCCUCUACCACAUCCUCCACUACUACUUUUGCUAGCACAUCUAGUAAACAAACAGACAUUACAAGUUCUGCCACAGGAGUAAAAUCUUCUGGUAGUGAGACAGCGGUUAUCACUUCAACUACCACAACAAGUGAAAAAACCACCGUGGUCACCGUAACUUCCUGUGAAUCUCAUGUGUGUACUGAAACCGCUUCUCCCGCAAUCGUUUCUACGGCCACAACUACCGUUAAUGGUGCUGUCACAGAGUAUACCACCUGGUGUCCUAUUUCAACUACGGAAUCAAGGGACAAGACUACAGUAGUUACUGUAACUUCCUGUGAAUCUAAUGUGUGUACCGAGACUGCUUCUCCUGCUGUCAUUUCUACGGCCACAACCACAAUUAGUGGUGUUGUUACAGAACAUACUACUUGGUGUCCUAUUUCAACCACGGAAUCAAUAGAGAAAACUACACUCGUCACACCUGCUUCUUGUGAGUCUGGUAUUUGCUCGAGGACUGUAUCACCUGCUAUUGUUUCCACAGCCACCGCUACUGUCAACGAUGUCGUUACAGUUCAUUCCACUUGGAGCCCACAGACCACGAAUGAAGCGGCUAAUAGUUCUAAUGCCGCAACUAGAGUUAGUGGGUCUUCGAUAAUUUCAGAGGCCAUUAAGACAAAAACAACGAGCAGCGACAGCAUUACAUCUUUGGCUUCAGGAUCCGGAUAUGUUGAAACACAUACAACUGCUGCAACAAAUGUGAUCGAACACAGUAGCAAUAUUCUUUCGGCGUCCGGGACUGUUAGUAGCAAUAGUUUUACCACUUCCGGGUUGAUUAGUGUAUCCCAACAAUCUCGUAGCGCUUCUUCAAGUCAUAUAGUACCAUCUAGUACUGUCUCUUUAGAAAUGUCAAGCUACCUCGGUACUGCGAAUGGUCUACUAGCCAAUAGUGGUAUGAGUGUCUUCAUUGCCUCCCUAUUGCUGGCAAUCAUUUGA
Molecule: messenger RNA, 5484 nt
Organism: Saccharomyces kudriavzevii IFO 1802
Lineage: Eukaryota; Fungi; Ascomycota; Saccharomycetes; Saccharomycetales; Saccharomycetaceae
Exons: 1
Coding region: 1-5484 (1827 amino acids)
Biological process (GO): flocculation
Source: RefSeq, a predicted model, not a curated record